UUUAGCUACCGACGAGGAGCAAGCCAAACUGAUGAAAAACAAAGCAGCUUGGAGAAUGGAAAGUUAAUUCGAAGGGUCUCCCCUCCUCAGGCACAAGGAACGAGACCAAACGUUGAAUGAAGCCCGGGCAGCAGGGCAGGCAGACUAGACAGCAAGAGACUUGAGACAGUGUCUUGCCUGAAUCCUGAAUCCAAAGCGGGUCUACUGGGUCGCCUGGAUACCUUUCGUGAGCUUGGAAGUUGGAACUUGGAAGAGGGACAGAGAAAGAAAGGGGAUGUCAUUCCUAUUGCUUUUCCUAACUUCGGGCUUGGUGACUGGCCUUAUCGUCGUCGAUUCGAGCGUGGCUCCGUAGCUUUGGCUAAUAAUAAUCCAGGUCCCCGAACAAUUUGGCUUUGUUGCAAGAAUAGAAAAAAAAAAAAAAAAAAAGACAUAGGGCGGCAAGGAGGCGGCAAGGAGGCGACAAUACGCCUCCGCAUCUUGGACUUAGCCGGUUCCGAUCCGAAAAGCGCUUUGCGGGGUGUUAGUGCAGCAUUUCAUCCUCGGUGCGUCUGCAGAGCCGGGGCCCUGGGCAAUGUCAACAACCUCCAGGCGUCUACUCAACCUAAGCUAUUUUAUCUAUCAUGUUUCGCAGCAUGCAAUAAUAAAAUAGCUCUGAUGCGGGCGGGCUAGCUCUCACUAUUCUUGUAUAUGGGGUUGGAAUUAGGGACAGCACAAAGUCUCUCGGAGCAUACUUCCCAAAACAUAGUAGUGGGUUUUAUUUCUUCUCUUUUGAACCCAACAGCUGUCAGUGAUCAUCCAUCAUCAUAUUGGCCAUGAUGGCCCAUGGCCCAUAGGGAAAUAAUAACCAUAAACUCUCUUCUCCACUAGUUACUCCAAACAUGUUUGUCUACAGUCUACGGAGUACCACUGCCCACAAAACCCCUCAAUUCUCAAUAGUAUCUACCAUCUACCCCAGAAUUGGGGACUUGUGCUUCUCAGCAAAAUAUGAAGUUUUCUUCCUCAACAAAAAUUUCCCACGAGCUGCCAAGAUGACGAUGCUCAGAGCUACCUACGCUGUAGAGCUACCUAAACAUAUAAUAUUUAUUCAAUAUUGAUAUAUUUUUGACAGAAGAUACUCAAAUAGUUAUCUCUUUCAAGUGGAAAAUAUUAAUCACACACCAUUGGAUAGCUCUGAGCUGAGCAUUGUAUUUCGUUUGGCCAACUAUUAUUCUUAGAUACAAUUCUGUUCUCGCUGAGAAACAUUGAAGAGCAAAUAAUGACAGGAGGAGGCCACUACCUUGCAGCUUGCCGAACUUCUCUGCCAUGUGGCCAAGCUAACGAGGAGCCGCCCAUGGACCAUGGCCCAUGGCAGGCAUAGUUGGAGAGACGAGCGCUGGACGCCUCUUGACCAUUCCUUUGGACGAAUCAACAGCUAAGACCGGCUGUGUACCAACCCAAUUCCGCUAGACGUCGGGAGGGGCGAAAGGGGCGAAGGGGCGAACCCAUAUACUCAUUCCCUGUCUGGAUGCCAAUGGAUGUUAACCUUUGUAUCCACAUUAAUAUACCAUAUUUUCCCUACUCAGACUCACCAGGACUCGGCCGGGAUCUGGCUAUUCGUCAAGAUAACAUUGCUUUACCCGCGGCUCCGAGUCAUUUCCCCCAGGAAAGCACCUUUCGUCGGUGGGUCUCCCCAGUUGGGAGAACCAUUCGAUGCGGGGGAUAUUGUUGCUACUAUAUAAUUCAAUGUGAACCCCAGACAAGAUGCAAAAGAAGGCACGUCAAGUAAAGGGCUUCAUCUUCGCCCAACAAGCUGUCUUUUCUCGCUGAGCAGCCAUAAUAUCCUCACAUCUUCUCCCCAUCAACUCGGCUAUCAUACAAUGUCCGGUGACCUAGAGAAAGCCCCCGACGGGGUCUCCGUUGACCAUGUCAACAAGACGACGACUCAGGAGGCUUCGGACAUCGACGUGGACGAUGUAUAUUCAUACGCAGAACAGAGGAAAAUCAUCCACCGCGUCGACCGCCGACUCGUGUCCAUUUGCGGCUUGGGAUACUGCAUCAGCUUGAUGGACCGGACGAACUUGUCAGUUGCUGCCAUCGCCGGCAUGACAAAGGAGCUCGAACUGCACAUUGGCUUUCGAUAUUCUAUUGUCGCCCUUGUCUUCUUCAUCACAUAUAUUCUCUGCCAACCGCCAAUGACAGCGGCUAUUCGCAAACUCGGACCAAAGAACUUCAUCAGUUUUAUUAUUUUUACUUGGGGAGUCUGUUUGAUUGGUUUUGGUCUGUGUAAGAACUGGGAACAACUUACAGCCCUCAGAGCGCUUCUGGGAGUCUUGGAGGCGGGCUUUUUCCCAGGGACAGUGUACCUCCUGUCGACCUGGUACUCAAGAUACGAGGUUCAGAAGCGUUAUUCGAUCUUUUACCUGAUAGGAUGCGUGGCGGCCGCACUUUCGGGUAUCCUCGCCUUUGGCUUUAGCCAGAUGUCCGGCAUUCAAGGAAUGCUUGGUUGGAGGUGGAUUUUUAUUAUGCAAGGUCUCUUAACCAUUGUCGUUGCAAUAGUCACUUAUAUUUUCCUUGUGGACUUUCCCGACAAAGCUUAUAAAGCUUGGGCAUUCCUAAACCAGGAUGAAUGCGCCUUCAUUAUUCGACGAUUGAACAAGGACAGAGGUGACGCGGAUGCUGAACCAUUCACCAUUAAAAGAUUCCUCCGUCCGGCGCUAGACUUGAAGAUCUGGGGCUUCGGCAUGGUAUUUUUCUGCUUGACCACGGUCACCUACGCCAUCGCGUAUUUCCUCCCCAUCAUCCUCCACGACAACAUGGGCUUUAGCGUUAGCGAAUCCCAAUGCCUCGUCGCACCCCCGUACGUCGUGGCGGGAAUUCUCAUGUUCUCCUCCUCCUGGGUGGCGGACAAAUAUAAAAUGCGGGCGCCUAUCCUCGUAUUCAACAGUCUCGUUACCAUCGUUGGGUUACCAAUCAUGGGAUUCGCAGAAAACAAUGCAGUGCGUUACUUUGGAGUUUUCCUGACCACCGCAGGUGCCAACGCAAACAUUCCGUGCUCGCUCGCGUACCAGGCCAAUAACAUCCGUGGUCAGUGGACGAGAGCGCUAGCCAGUACCACGCUGGUUGCGAUGGGUGGGGUUGGAGGAGUUGCCGGUAGUCUGGUUUUCAGGUCGCAGGAUGCGCCCGAAUAUAUCCCGGGCAUUUAUGCUGCUAUUGCUUGUCAAUUUCUGCUCCUUCUCAUUGUUGGCUCAUUGAGCCUUUACUUCUGGCGAUGCAACAAGAAAGCAGACCGCGGAGAAUUGGUCAUCGAGGGAUCACCUACUUUCCGAUAUACUCUAUAGAUAGCUUCAGAUGGCAGGCCAUGGCAAUGAUAGUCAGCCAGUACUGGCGCCUGGUUGGCGAAAUUGUUUCCACAUAAUUCUUCUUUUCAUGUUUUGGAAAUUGAGAAUUUUCCUGAGCGGCGACCUCUGAAUUUUGGGGCCAAAUAACUGUAGAGGAGGCAUCUCCUAUGCGCUUUUAUUCCACAUCAGGUUAUUGUACACACAAGUGCGAGAACGCGGUUAUGUUAGGCUUCUUGUGGAAUUACAGCCACAUUGCGGAAGGCUGUCGUCGCAUUGUUUUCAUAUAUCCCAGUGUUCAAUCGAUGUUUAUCUUUUCAAGACAUGGGAACUUAGAGUAUCCUUGGCUUCCCUUGGCGCAUCUUUAACCGAAGGUCGGGGUUCCGUUAACGUUCCGGGGCAUAGUAGUAUGUUGUUACUCCAGCGUAAUACCCUUUGGAUUGAUUAUAUUUUUCUCGUAUGAAAAAUCUUGGUGGGGGGUAGCAGCGCCAGAGGAACGACAGCAGCGAUGCGAAUCGGAAUCAGCACGAUUGGCUGUUGGGGUAGGUAGGGUCCGCAAAUCCGGACGACAAUCAAUCACGCGUAAAGCAGGAUAGAAGUUCAGGAACAGAAAUGCCAGAAGGUAGAUCCCAGAUCCGCGCCUAUGUAAAUCCGGCAGAUAUUAAGUUAAGUUAGGUCAGGCCAAUAUCGCGAUGCCCCUUUUCCAGUAGUAGAUCUUGGCUCACAAGAAAAGUAUUUCCGAAUCCCUGACCCUUGCAACAGCCCUGCACUGCAAUUGACGGUUGGCAAGUGGAGGUGGAAACUGGUCCCUGACCAACUAUCCGCUUAAUACGCCGUGAGGAAAUUAGAGGUGAUAUCGAACAUAGACAUAGUAUCAUUCUCUUUGCUCCGGCUUUGAGUAGAUUACGGGUUUCACAAAAGCUGAGCGGAGUUGGAUUAACGUUAUAAAUAUUACUGUCUUAUGUAACAGCGAGAUUGCGAAAGAGAGCGAUGAGGACCA
Messenger RNA from Blastomyces dermatitidis ER-3, 4314 nucleotides. RefSeq names its product phthalate transporter. The coding region runs from base 1857 to 3317 and encodes 486 amino acids. Gene Ontology annotation, cellular component: membrane. The record is from RefSeq and is a predicted model, not a curated record. Gene Ontology annotation, molecular function: transmembrane transporter activity. Lineage: Eukaryota; Fungi; Ascomycota; Eurotiomycetes; Onygenales; Ajellomycetaceae. Gene Ontology annotation, biological process: transmembrane transport. The transcript has 7 exons.